Molecule: messenger RNA, 2145 nt
Organism: Naegleria fowleri
Lineage: Eukaryota; Heterolobosea; Eutetramitea; Acrasida; Naegleriidae
Exons: 1
Coding region: 1-2145 (714 amino acids)
Biological process (GO): double-strand break repair via break-induced replication; mitotic DNA replication initiation; DNA replication
Cellular component (GO): nucleus; MCM complex
Molecular function (GO): single-stranded DNA helicase activity; ATP binding; single-stranded DNA binding
Source: RefSeq, a predicted model, not a curated record
AUGAUUUCACUCUCUGACAACGAAGAAGCAAACAUCCGUUCGGAACGACCUUUAUUUAACCACGACCUGGAAGAAGAAGAGGACCAACGUAGCAGAGGUGGCAGUGGUAGAGGUAGCAUUGGAGGAUUGGCUCAAUACGGACGUAGCUCUCUGGGUGGAAGUGGACAAGUGGCUCCUUCGGUGCCUUCCCUUGUGGAUCCAUCCGGAAUCAAGACUUCAUUUUCCAAGUUUUUGCAAGAGUGUGUGUUGGGAUCGGAACAGCUGAAACAAACUAUUUCUCUGACGAAUACAUUUAAAUUAGAUGCUGCUCUUUUGAAACAGCACGAUGAAAAGUUGUAUCAUGUUUUGGUUCAAUAUCCCGAGACAGUCAUUUCAAUUUUUGAUGUAGUGAUGAGUGAAGAAUGGCACAAGAGUCAGGGAGAAGACUGUACAAUUACAAUAACUGUAAAUCUUGAUACAUUUAAACCUAUGAGAGCACUCAAUCCGACCGAUAUUGAUCGACUUGUUGGAAUUCAAGGAAUGGUCACUAGACUGAGUGAAAUUAUUCCCGACAUGAGAGGAGCCUACUUUAAAUGUUCGGGAUGUAGUGCCUCCAAGUAUGUACCACUCACUCAAGGACGAGUGAAAGAGCCACCCAAGUGUACGAGUGAUACUUGUUCGGGCUCAUCUUGGAUACUCAUUCACAACCGUUGCCAAUUUUAUGACAAACAAGUCAUCAAAAUUCAAGAAACACCAGAGAGCAUUCCUGAGGGUGAAACACCACAUACAGUGAAUUUGUGUGUUUUUGACUCGUUAACAGAUAGUGUCAAACCGGGUGACAGAGUUAAAGUGACAGCCAUUUAUAGAGCCAUUCCAAUCCGUAUCAGCUCGAAACAGCGCAAAGUCAAGAAUAUUUUCAAGACCUAUUUGGACGUUUUGGGAUUUGAAAAGCUUGGAAUUAGUAUCAUGAAUGGAGAAUUAGCAUCAACAACAAGUAACAACUCGGCAUCUCUUGAAGAAGCUGAUGAGGAGGAACAAUUAGCAAAAGUGAUGAAUAUUUCUCCUCAGGAAGAGAUGGAAAUCAAAGAACUCGCACGGGACCCAAAUAUUUACCAGAAAUUGCAAAAUUCCAUUGCACCUGGAGUUUUUGAAUUGUCGAGUGUCAAGAAGGGUAUUCUAUGCCUUCUCUUUGGAGGUACGAACAAAAAGAUACCGAAUGGCCAAUUAAGAGGAGAAAUUCAUAUUUUGUUGUGUGGUGACCCAGGUGUGAGCAAGUCUCAACUCUUAAUUCAAGUUCACAAAAUUGCUCCGAGAGGAAUUUAUACAUCAGGUAAAGGAAGUUCAGCUGUCGGUUUGACUGCAUACGUCACCAAAGAUCCAGAUUCUGGCGACAUGGUCCUAGAGAGCGGUGCUUUGGUGUUGUCUGAUCUUGGUGUUUGUUGCAUUGAUGAGUUUGACAAAAUGUCAGACCAAACUCGAUCAGUUUUGCACGAAGUUAUGGAACAAUGUACAGUUUCAGUUGCAAAGGCUGGUAUUAUUUGUACUCUCAAUGCAAGAACUUCAAUAUUGGCAGCUGCUAACCCUAAAGAGUCAAGAUAUAACUCCAAUCUCUCCAUUGUGGAGAAUAUUCAACUUCCACCAACCCUUCUCUCUCGUUUCGAUUUAAUUUUCCUUUUGCAUGACGUACCUGACAGAGAUCAGGAUGAAAAACUUGCCAAGCACAUUAUUUCUCUUCACUUUGACGUGCCCACCGAUUAUUCCACAAAUAUUAUUCCAAAAGAUCUUUUAGCAAAAUAUAUUGCCUAUGCCAGGAAUAAGGUACAUCCUGUCAUUAUUGAUGAAGUGAAACCAUAUCUCAUUGAGGGAUAUUUAGGACUUCGAAAAUUUGGCUCUCACAAAAAGAAUAUCACAGCCACAACUCGACAAUUGGAAUCUUUAAUACGUUUGUCGGAAAGUUUGGCAAGAAUGAAGUUAAAACCAACAGUGCAACGAGAAGAUGUUGAGGAAGCUCUUCGACUCGUUCGAGAAUCUAUUUUUAAGGCAGCAUUUGAUCCCAAAACAGGUACCAUUGAUAUUGAUUUGCUGCAAACAGGACGCUCUUCGGCAGAGAGAGACAUGGAAGAUUUGAAUGACGACGAAGCAUUUGGAAUGGAGGAUGAAUUGUAA